GUGAGACGCUCUUGCUGCCAGUUGAAGCUCCUUGUUGGGGGGUAGGGGAAACAUGGCGGCGGCGAUGAGGCAGGAGUUGGCAGUGUUGAUGAACUCCAGCGGCUCCCACAAGGAUCUGGCCGGCAAGUAUCGCCAAAUCCUGGAAAAAGCCUUGCAGUUAACAGGGGCUGAGCAGCUGGAGGCUUUGAAGGCCUUUGUGGAGGCUAUGGUUAAUGAAAAUGUCAGCCUCGUGAUUUCCCGGCAACUGCUGACUGACUUUUGCUCCCACCUACCAAAUCUUCCAGAUGCUACAGCUAAAGAAAUCUAUCACUUCACUUUGGAAAAGAUCCAGCCUCGAGUCAUUUCAUUUGAAGAGCAGGUGGCUUCCAUACGACAACAUCUUGCCACCAUCUAUGAGAAGGAAGAAGACUGGAGAAACGCUGCUCAAGUUUUGGUGGGAAUUCCAUUGGAAACUGGGCAAAAGCAAUAUAACGUGGACUAUAAACUCGACACCUAUCUGAAAAUUGCUCGUUUGUACCUGGAAGAUGAUGAUCCUGUGCAGGCAGAAGCUUACAUAAAUCGGGCCUCUCUACUUCAAAAUGAAUCCACCAAUGAACAACUGCAGAUACAUUACAAGGUAUGCUAUGCACGUGUCCUUGACUACAGAAGGAAGUUUAUAGAAGCGGCACAACGAUAUAAUGAACUUUCUUAUAAGUCUAUAGUACAUGAGACUGAGCGACUAGAAGCAUUAAAGCAUGCAUUGCACUGCACCAUUCUAGCAUCAGCAGGACAGCAGCGUUCCCGUAUGCUGGCAACCCUGUUUAAGGAUGAACGCUGCCAGCAACUUGCAGCUUAUGGCAUUCUAGAGAAAAUGUAUCUGGAUAGAAUUAUUCGAGGGAACCAGCUGCAGGAGUUUGCUGCCAUGCUGAUGCCUCACCAGAAAGCAACGACUGCUGACGGUUCCAGUAUAUUGGACAGGGCAGUCAUUGAACACAACUUGCUUUCUGCCAGUAAACUGUACAAUAAUAUUACAUUUGAAGAGCUUGGAGCUUUGCUUGAAAUACCGCCAGCCAAGGCAGAAAAAAUUGCCUCUCAGAUGAUCACUGAGGGUCGAAUGAAUGGAUUUAUUGAUCAAAUUGAUGGAAUUGUCCACUUUGAGACUCGUGAAGCUUUGCCCACAUGGGACAAACAAAUCCAGUCCCUUUGCUUCCAAGUGAACAACCUACUGGAGAAGAUCAGCCAGGCUGCCCCUGAGUGGACAGCACAGGCAAUGGAAGCUCAGAUGUCACAGUAGUUUCCCCAACCAAAUUUAUGGAAUAGCACCUGCCAUCAAGAUUCAGUGAUCCCACACUUUAAAUACUGAAUUUGUUUCUUCCACAAUUUAAUUUGCAUUUGCAGUUAUUUAAGGAUGUUUUAUAAG
Rhincodon typus (whale shark) is the source of this 1399-nucleotide messenger RNA. RefSeq names its product COP9 constitutive photomorphogenic homolog subunit 4 (Arabidopsis) (gene cops4). The transcript is spliced from 10 exons. Gene Ontology annotation, cellular component: COP9 signalosome; cytosol. The coding region runs from base 53 to 1273 and encodes 406 amino acids. The record is from RefSeq and is a predicted model, not a curated record. NCBI's taxonomy places the organism in Eukaryota, Metazoa, Chordata, Chondrichthyes, Orectolobiformes, Rhincodontidae.